AUGCGCACAAAAUACAUACCUGGAAUAAACCUCAUGGGUGGAAUUGACAUCAAGAUCAGGAAGCACGAGCAAUCCUUAACGGUCAUAAAACAAGAAGUUGAUAAAGAAGAUUUACUGAAAACAAUAUGGGAAGUUGAUGAAAAUACGAAAAGAUACCGUAUCGAAGAAAUACCUACACACGAAAUAAAUAAUAAAUCAGUCUACUUACCUCACCACGCCGUGAUCCGUAAUGAUAAAGAAACCACGAAGAUUCGUGUCGUAUUUAACGCCUCUUGCAAGGGCUGCAACGGUGCCUCUAUUAAUGACGAACUGUUGACGGGUCCUGUACUGCAAGACGAUCUGUGA
Pieris macdunnoughi is the source of this 345-nucleotide messenger RNA. The record is from the annotation of a GenBank genome assembly. Lineage: Eukaryota; Metazoa; Arthropoda; Insecta; Lepidoptera; Pieridae.